Molecule: messenger RNA, 261 nt
Organism: Mesorhabditis spiculigera
Lineage: Eukaryota; Metazoa; Nematoda; Chromadorea; Rhabditida; Rhabditidae
Source: the annotation of a GenBank genome assembly
AUGACCCGCUACUUCCUGGCCCGCAUCACCUCCUCGAAAAAUUGGUCAAGCCGCCGAGCGGGGUUAAAGAAGAAGCUCGGAGGCGUUGAAUGGGCGGAGUACCUCAUGUUGUUGAUCUUGCUGCUUUGCCUCGCCGCCGUGGCUGUUGAAGCUCAAGGAGAUGAUGAUAUAUGCGCUAUCUGUACCCGGUCAGGGAGCGAAUGCAUCGAGCCGGAUGCAGUUCUCGAGAUCGCUUACACAAUUUUAUCCUACGGAUACGUC